This is a messenger RNA of Nicrophorus vespilloides, 811 nucleotides long. RefSeq names its product peptidyl-prolyl cis-trans isomerase B-like. Gene Ontology annotation, biological process: protein folding; protein peptidyl-prolyl isomerization. The coding region runs from base 70 to 711 and encodes 213 amino acids. Gene Ontology annotation, molecular function: peptidyl-prolyl cis-trans isomerase activity. Gene Ontology annotation, cellular component: intracellular membrane-bounded organelle. NCBI's taxonomy places the organism in Eukaryota, Metazoa, Arthropoda, Insecta, Coleoptera, Silphidae. The record is from RefSeq and is a predicted model, not a curated record. The transcript has a single exon.
AAGACUAGUAUAAAAUCACUCAUCCAUGAAGAAUCAUCAUCACAUUUGUUGUUGUGUGUUUACGUUAAGAUGAUCAGCAAGAAGUAUUUGGUUUGUGCAGUAGUACUUGCUGCGUUGGCUCUUGCCAAUUGCGAGACCGAAGAGGAGAAGGCCAGGAAGGGACCAAAGGUCACCGACAAGGUAUGGUUCGACAUCAACAUCGGCGAUGAUCACUUGGGAAGGAUCGAGAUCGGACUGUUCGGAAAGACCGUACCGAAGACGGUGAAGAACUUCGCCGAGUUGGCGAAGAAGCCGGUCGGCGAGGGCUUCAAGGGCAGCAAAUUCCACAGGGUAAUCCGCGACUUCAUGAUCCAAGGUGGUGACUUCACCAGGGGCGACGGUACCGGCGGUCGCAGCAUCUACGGCGAGAGGUUCGAAGAUGAAAACUUCAAGCUGAAGCACUACGGCGCCGGAUGGUUGUCGAUGGCCAACGCCGGCAAAGACACCAACGGAUCCCAGUUCUUCAUCACCACCAAGAUCACCUCUUGGUUGGACGGAAGGCACGUCGUCUUCGGCAAGAUCAUCAAGGGUAUGCGCGUCGUUAGGCAGAUCGAGGGGACACAAACCGACAACAGGGAUCGUCCAGUCAAGGAUAUUAUUAUCGUAGAUUGCGGAGCUGAGACCGUCGAGGAACCUUUCGGAGUUGCCAAAGAGGACGCGAGGGAUAUUUAGAUAUUCUCCACACUGAAGGCUGUUCAUUUAAUUGUAAUUUAAAGCAUUUGUAACUAAUUGUAUUCAUUUUUAUGAAAUAAAAUACUUUUUUUUUCUAAGA